AUGUAUCGCAGCCUCACCAGCGGGGCGGGGCGGGGCGGGGCGGGGCGGGGCGGGGCGGGGCGCCUGCAGGAAUCCCUGGCGUAUGGUAACUAUUCUGACGCCUCAGCACUUCACCCACACCGACAGCUCCUCCCUCAGUCUCCCUGCCGCAGCACGGAAGCCCUACCACACGGAACCGGGCUUUCGGAUGCUACCGACUGGAUUGCGCAGGACUUGCUACAGUCGAUGCUGAACUUGAGCCCAGCAACCGACUUCCUUAGCAUUGCAUCCUCGAGCGCAAAACGGUACCUUGCCAUCUACGACGACGUUUACAAAUCUCCACUCGAGCGACAUCGCAAGCCAGACACACCUUCACCAAAUCUCAACGACUUGGUUGGCGAAUACAUCAUGGAAAAUCUCGACAAAGCGACCGUGGAGGUGUCUUUCGAUCCAGUGAAUAAGGGUGGCCUGUUGAUGAUGAUAUGCCGACAAGACGAUCAGGUUUGGAAGCUGUGGCACUAUCACGACGAUGUCUUCUGCUUUCUUCCGGACAGCUACGAUGCGUGUUUGAAGCAAGGCUACGCCGCCGCAUCUGCGGAAUACUUCUUGGUACCAUUUACGCGCGAUCAGAACGGCGCGAUUAACGGACUACGUGAUGAUGUGAUGAUGAUUCGUGACGCUUCCAACCGCAGGAGGAAGCUGUUCAGAAUUCCCAGCCUUUACUACCUAGAUGGUAGUUCUCGACGAUUUGCAUUCCGCACGCACUUCCCCUUUUCCAUCGCACACGCUUUAGUGCAGCAAACUGGAGAAACGAUGAUUCCAGAUUUUGGCUGGCACAAGGAAAGCAAAGAGAGGGUAGGGUACAUUGCAAAUCGAACUCAACACAAAAUGUCUGAUCACAUCAAAUGGCACUGGCGGAUCUCUGAACUGCAAUUCGACACGCUGGUAAGACAAGGGGGGACGAAUAUGUAG
Pseudocercospora fijiensis CIRAD86 is the source of this 951-nucleotide messenger RNA. RefSeq lists its product as uncharacterized. The coding region runs from base 1 to 951 and encodes 316 amino acids. Lineage: Eukaryota; Fungi; Ascomycota; Dothideomycetes; Mycosphaerellales; Mycosphaerellaceae. The transcript is spliced from 10 exons. The record is from RefSeq and is a predicted model, not a curated record.